Calidris pugnax (ruff) is the source of this 2327-nucleotide messenger RNA. RefSeq names its product adenylosuccinate synthase (gene ADSS2). Gene Ontology annotation, cellular component: cytoplasm. The transcript is spliced from 13 exons. NCBI's taxonomy places the organism in Eukaryota, Metazoa, Chordata, Aves, Charadriiformes, Scolopacidae. Gene Ontology annotation, biological process: IMP metabolic process; 'de novo' AMP biosynthetic process. Gene Ontology annotation, molecular function: GTP binding; adenylosuccinate synthase activity. The record is from RefSeq and is a predicted model, not a curated record. Bases 243 to 1598 code for a protein of 451 amino acids.
GAGGAAGGGAAAAAAGCCGGCGGCGGCUCCGGUUUUCGGUGGGGGAGUGGGGUUCCGCCGGAGGGCAGAGGGGUGCCUGCUCGGCGGGAGGAGCCGCGCCGGUGGGACCGGUAGGCGGCGGCACCUGGAGGCAGCGGCACCCCCGCCCGCCCGGGAGGAGGCGGAGGAGGAGGCGGGGGGAGCGGAACCGCCGCGCGCUGCCGCAUGUGCCUGGAGCGGAGCCGGAGCGGGCAGCGCGAGCCAUGGCGGAGCAUGGCGCCCCGGCGCCCGCCAUCCCCAACGGCGAGUGCAUCGCCCGCCGCCCCGGCAACAAGGUGACCGUCGUGCUGGGGGCCCAGUGGGGCGACGAGGGCAAAGGCAAGGUGGUGGACCUGCUGGCGCAGGACGCCGACAUCGUCUGCAGGUGCCAGGGAGGCAAUAAUGCAGGACAUACAGUUGUUGUGGAUUCUGUGGAGUAUGACUUUCAUCUUCUGCCAAGUGGGAUCAUCAAUCCAAAAGUCACUGCAUUCAUUGGAAAUGGUGUUGUAAUUCAUUUGCCAGGCCUCUUUGAAGAAGCUGAAAAAAACUUAAAGAAAGGAAAAGGGCUAGAAGGCUGGGAAAAAAGACUAAUAAUUUCUGACAGGGCUCAUAUUGUAUUUGAUUUCCACCAAGCUGCAGAUGGCAUCCAAGAACAACAGAGGCAAGAACAAGCAGGAAAGAAUUUGGGAACUACCAAGAAAGGAAUUGGUCCAGUAUAUUCUUCAAAAGCAGCUCGAAGUGGACUCAGAAUGUGUGAUCUAGUUUCUGACUUCGAUGAAUUUUCUGAGAGGUUCAAAGUGUUAGCCAAUCAGUACAAAGCGAUAUACCCUACCUUAGAGAUAGAUAUUGAAGGGGAAUUGAAAAAGCUCAAGGGCUGUGUGGAAAAAGUAAAACCAAUGGUAAGGGAUGGUGUAUAUUUCAUGUAUGAGGCUUUACAUGGACCACCAAAGAAGAUCCUAGUAGAAGGUGCAAACGCAGCACUGCUGGACAUAGAUUUUGGCACAUACCCUUUUGUGACUUCAUCAAACUGCACAGUUGGAGGUGUGUGUACAGGGCUGGGCAUGCCUCCGCAGAACGUCGGGGAAGUGUACGGAGUGGUGAAAGCAUAUACAACCAGAGUUGGCAUCGGUGCCUUUCCUACAGAGCAAGAUAAUGAAAUUGGAGAAUUGCUGCAAAUGAGAGGUAAAGAGUUUGGUGUUACCACUGGUAGAAAGAGAAGAUGUGGCUGGCUGGACCUUGUGUUACUCCGAUAUGCCUACAUGAUUAAUGGAUUUACUGCAUUGGCACUUACCAAAUUGGAUAUCUUGGAUGUAUUUGCAGAAAUCAAAGUUGGUGUUGCAUACAAACUAGAUGGUGAAAUCAUACCUCAUUUUCCUGCCAACCAGGAAGUCUUAAAUAAAGUAGAGGUUCAGUAUGAGACACUCCCAGGAUGGGAUACGGACAUAUCAAACGCAAGGACUUUCGACGAGCUGCCUGUAAAUGCACAAAAUUACGUUCGCUUUAUAGAAAUGGAGUUGGGUGUUCCUGUUAAGUGGAUCGGAGUAGGGAAAUCCAGGGAAUCAAUGAUCCAGCUGUUUUAAAGAUUUCAGAUGCAUGGAAGAAAGCACACUCCUCAAAAGACUGCUCAUUCUUAAAUGCAUUAGUAGCCCGCAAAGCAAAGAUGUUGGAAAGAUAGAUUUUUGCAUGGAAAGAAAUGCUAGAGUUGAUACCCCCCAAAUCAAUCGCUACUCCUGAAAGAGACUUUAACAUGAACCUGUGUCAGUUCUUGUUCAACUGCAAUUUACAGGACACUUGUCAUUGUUGUUCGAGGUGCCAUCGAAUUUUUUUUUCUUUACCUAAUAUUUACUUCAUAAUGUAAUUCCUGUUUGAAAAUCGAAGGUAGCAUUACUUUCAUGACUGUUUGUCUUUGUUAUCCUCUCUCUGCUUUUGGCGGUGUUACUUCCCUGAAAUUUUAGACAGUAAAAAUAAUGCAGUUUUGCACAGAGUUUUACAUCUUCAUUAUUUGUAUUCCUAAAGCUGUUGUAUUCUUAAUGGCUGCUCUUGUGAGUGAUUAAAGAGGGGAGUUCUGAUUUUAUAAUGCUAUAAAUGCUGUCUAAAUUAUUGUGUGAUCUGUUUUUUAAAAAAAGAUGUGAUGCCAAGUUGUUAAGAAUGUCAAGGUUUUUUUAGCCGUGUAAUACAGAAAACUUACUCUUUGUAACUCACAGAGGACACUCAAGUGUUACCAGGAAGUGUGCCCAGAAAGUUAGAAAAUUGAUAUUGUAAAAAGUUCAUUUGCGAUUAUUAAAGAACUGUUCUGAUUUUGAGUUAAA